Messenger RNA from Helianthus annuus (common sunflower), 2752 nucleotides. RefSeq lists its product as uncharacterized. The record is from RefSeq and is a predicted model, not a curated record. NCBI's taxonomy places the organism in Eukaryota, Viridiplantae, Streptophyta, Magnoliopsida, Asterales, Asteraceae. Gene Ontology annotation, biological process: regulation of DNA-templated transcription. The transcript is spliced from 7 exons. The coding region runs from base 712 to 1170 and encodes 152 amino acids. Gene Ontology annotation, molecular function: transcription coregulator activity. Gene Ontology annotation, cellular component: histone deacetylase complex.
AUUUUCGUUUUUUUAAACCCUAAAUGGCAAAAUGUGUUUUGGAUCUCUCCCAAAGUUCCAUUAUGCUUUUGAAUUCACAUUUUGAAAUCCCCAGUUGUUUCUUCCUCUUCACAAAAUUUUUAAAAUUCAAAUUUUUUACCUUCAUCUCUCCUCAGAGAACACUGGCGAUUUUUAAACUCGGUGUAUAUGUUCCUGGGAUACAGAUAUCAAAAGCAUCGUAGGAGAUCUGGGGUGUGGUAUCGGUGUCUAGGGUUGGCGAAUCGACUUUUCCGGCGAAGUUGGUUAGGGUUCAGGCCGAGAUUCCGGCAACACAGGUAAGUCAAUGCCUCGGUUUUGUUUAGAUUGGUGGCAUAUGGCCAUUUUUUGGCUAGAUAUGGUGUUAACACUGGUCUGAAUCAGUGAAGAAACUUAUUGAGAUAGGGUAAAGUUCAUCGAUGAUGGUUGUAGGGGUAAACGUCAAGAACAAUCCAACGAUUGAGACCAAGCGUUUGUUUAAAUGUCUCAAUGAAAGUUUGGAUGGAACAUCAUCAAAAAGGUUUCAAGUUCAAACCAUUUGGGCUGCAUUGCUUUGGCGAAUCAAAACAACGAGCAAGAGAAUUGUUUUUUGUGAAGAUGUUUUCAGAUUAAAAAAUGUGAGAACUUGAAGAAAGUCAACUUUGAGAGUAGGGUAAUUAUGCCGGUUUUGGAUUGAACAUCGUCACUAGAUGCCGUAUGAAACUGGAUCGGCUGGUUCUUACGAAUGGUAUAGAGGUAAAGUUACGAAGGAACGCGCUUAGUGUGAUUGAAGCUCCUACUGGUAAUGAAGAUGAUGAUUUUGAGCUUGAAAACGGUCAGUCGAAUGGCUCUGAUAUGGCAUCUGAUGAUACUAAAAAGGUGCAUCGAUCAAGGCUCCGCCUGCGUAAAUCAACAACAGGGUCACCACGUAACAAGACCGUUGGUCGGUCUCUACAUCAUGACUCACAAUCUAAGGCCUCCUUUACUACUUCUCGUGGGUCCGUGAUUGAUCUGAGAAAGCUAGAGAUGGCUGCCUUGCGGAGAUAUUUGCUACACUUUAAUCUUAAGAGGUUGAUGUUCUCAUGUACUUGCCACAAAAGAGAAGAGAGCAUCAUACGGGAAAAAUAUAUGAUUAUAACCCCAAAAGAUGAUAAAGAUAAACAAUUUUGCGCCUGAACUGAAACGCUACCACCUACCAGAGGCAGAGUCACGUAGCCGACCCAGAGCUGUUUCAACCCGAACCGACUCGGACCCGUUUCAACUCGACAAAAUUGCCCCUUGAUGUACAAUCUCUAUUUUUAAAAAAGAAACAUUUUUUAACCAACCCGACCUGACUCGAAACCUGUUCUGACCCGGACCUGUUUCAACCCGAACCCGUUCUCACAAUACUUUAUCUCAUAAUACUGCCACACGUUCUGUUCUUCACAUAAUCAUGUAGUGUCUUUAUGUCAUAGCAUAAUGGAGGGAUAAGCUCACUCAACUUCUAUCCAAAAGGAACUGGGCUUAACGGUAAUAUAAGCACUUUCUUUGACCAUUUCAAAUACGAAUUCUUUUGCUUAUGACAUCAGAAAUUUUCAUUCUAUGUGGUUUUUGGGACUGAAAUACCAGCAAUUUGCAUCUUCUACUGAAAUGACCAUAAAAUGUUAGCAAUAAUAUUUGGAAGUUAUGGUAAAGUCAAGGUUGGGUAACGGGUCAAAAACAAGUAAUUCUUUGACCCGACCGACCCGAAACCCGUUCUGACCCGGACCAAAACAACCCUUUUUUAUAAUUGACCUGUUUUGACCCGAACCCGUUUUGACCUGAACCCAUUUUGAUCCAUGACCCGACCCGUUUGCCAGGUCUACAUGUAAUUGUGAUCAUUUAUACAUACAGAUGCUUUAAUGGCAAUUGUUUUAAAUUUACUUCUCUGUGGUCAAAGGCAGGUCAGGCUCGACUCGGCUCAGACACACCACUUUGAGUGCACCACCUAGGUGCACAGGCGCAGUGAAUUAGUUUGAAAACCCGAAAAACAAAGCUCUAAAACAACUUAAAAUGAUCUAAACUAGCUAGAGGGGGCAGUUCUGACCCAAAGUCUUUGAGAUGGGUCAUUUUGGGUUAUUUAUACAAUAGAAUGGGUGGGUUUGAGUAAAGUAAUUUAAGUAAAAGGGUUGAAAUGGGUUAAUUAAAAAAACAAGGAAGGUAACUACGGGUCAAUACGGGUUGAACAUUUUCAAGGAACGGUUCUUUAGGGUUGAGCAUCAUCAACAACGGGUUAAUGAAAUCUGAGACGCUCCGGCACAAACCUCUGCCGUCUCAUCCGCCACAAACCACCACCGUCUCCGACGUCUUCUCCGGCACAAACCCCCACCGUCUCCGAAGUCUCCUCCGGCACAAACCCCCACUGUCUUCAUCAUCAUACACCCUACCAACUCCAGCGUUUCUCCGAUACCUUCAUAGCAGCAACUGCAGCGGUACUCCACUCGAAUUAAUGUCAUUCUUUCAUAUAAUUAUCUGUCAAAUUAUACAGAUCUAUUGUUAAUUUUAUGUACCAAUACUGUAUCAAUCUGGAUUACGGAAUUAUGGAUGUUCUUACUGAAAAUACGUAUAGGAUUAGGGAUUUUACAAUCGUUUGAAUUGAUUAUUUUGACGGUAAUAGUGAACAUCGGCAAUUUUAAUUUCAUGCGAUUAGUUGUUUUCAUUUGUAAUUUGUUAUUAGUUGAUAAACAGCCUUGUAGGAAUGUUUUUUAUUAUGUGAUUAUUAAGGCAUUAUUAAGCUAAA